AUGGCCUCUCUGGCCUUCAUCAACUGGCCUGGCUACGUGAACAACGGCGAGUCCUGCUAUUUGCCUGUCCGUCCCGAAUGGACAAGGCUCGCCCUUGUCUGGGUGCCCCGCUACAUGAUUCUUCUUCUUAUUGUUAUAGUGUACACAUUUAUCUAUAUUAAUGUCACGUUGCGCAUGCGACGCUUCAGUCGCCUCAGCACCAUGAAGCGCGCGAGUGCGGCGCAAAUGCUAGACGAUGGAUCUUGGUCUUACAUCCCCUCGGUGCCCCCUGCUCCAACAUCUCGCCGGGGGUCCGAAAUCUCAAUGGACGGCUUAGAACGGCAGCGUACCUCUUCCGCGGCCACUACUAUGACGACCGAAAUCGAACUGCUACAUAGCCGUCAGAGGAUCAUGUGGAACUGGCCAUCGUACGGUACCGACGAUGAUGGCCAUAUUCCGGUGCCAGAUGAGGUCGUCUCAUCCCGCACGUUGGGUCCUAGCAUGAGCCACCUCUCCACUACUUCUAGGCCCAUCUCCUCACCCCCCAAGAGUUAUAUCCCUCACGACACCGUCGAUUUGAGUCCACCUGAUUAUCACUACCAACACCAAGCAAGCUGCGAUGGUAAACCGAUUUGCUCUCAAUGUCUGCGCCGUAGCAUCAAUUGUGACUACCAUCGAGCGAUCCCGCAAACCCUACUGGACUCCAUUCCUGCGGGGAGUAAGAUCGUGGACAAGGACGACGCCUUGAGUAAUGCGGACGCAGCAGACUUGCUCGGCAUCUUGAAAAAUGUACAAGACGAGGACGUUCUGGACGCAAUUCAGCUUCUCCGAAGUGGCUAUAAUGCGGCAGAGGUCGGCUCUACUCUACUGCGCCACGGCGCUGGAUUGUCUAAUGGCGCGCUCACCAGAGCGACUUUGCCACCUUCACAGACGUCCUUGGAAUUUGAGCUCAUGAUGAGACACCCCAUUCCGUAUCCCGCUUGGGCACCCGUCCGGCCAUCCAAGCUAAACCUGCAGUACCUUGGUUUGCCGAGAAAAGGCUGCUGGGAUGGAACUAGCGUGAACUCUACUACAAACCCAUUAGAUGGUCAACGUUACACUUCAUUUUUCGGUAAACGACAUAGAGAGAGUAUUUCAGGCGUCUCGAGUAUAAUUGCCUCUCCUGAUUUGACAACACUGUACGACAAUAGAUUACUUGGCGUUGACAUAUCGAAGUGGACGGAUCUACCUAUUACCAACGAAUUCUCGAUUACUGUACUGUCAACCUACCUAGAAACCGAUCAUCCUAUAAUCUCGCUCUUUGACGUUGAUUUGUUUCUAGAGGGUCUCCUGGGAAAUAUAGAGUUUUGCUCUCCACUUCUAGUUAACGCUCUAUUCUCUUGGGCAUGUCAAGGAUAUAUGGCUAAAGAGCCGGAAGCCAUAAAUUUUGCCUUCAAAUUCUAUGAAGAGGCGAAGAAACUGUGGAAGGUAGAAAAGGAGGCCGGGGUAGACCAUAUCUGCACCGUAAUCGCAGUGCACUACUUGACUAUGACCGCAACAUCUCUUGGAGCUGGUGCGGAAUAUGUCGAUUUCCUUGGUGAUACUCUAGAGAUGGCUAAGAGGCUCGAGCUCUUUAAUGCCGACUCUUCCGACCCGCCAAAAUUUAUGAUCGACAACAGUAUAAAUUGUCAACAAGUUAGGGCUCAGACUGCCUGGGCACUCUUCAAUUCUGUAACAAUACUUUCCAUGCACGUCCAUAAGCGUUUGCUCGAGUUUUCACCCCGAUUUCCCAUCCCAGAUACGAGGAUUUCGCUUGUAGGGCGCAACGAACAAUCUAAAGAGAACAAGCGACGAAGCUUCCAUUCAGCUUUAUUCAGAGAGAACUGCAAGUUUUUCUCAAUUGUCCACGACAUGUUGCAAGUCAUAUACGGUCCAACCCAAAUCCCCUACGCCGAUGCCAUAUCUCUUUCCUUUGCAGAAGCAACCUACAGACGGUUGUUGUCCUGGGCCGAUGGUUUACCACUUGAGAUAGCGCAAGGCGAACAGUGUACUCAUCAUGUGAUGUUUUUGCAUAUCUGCUACCACUUGGCCAUACUCGAUUUAUUUCGCUCACUCACUCGACAAAAGUACGGAUUUCGAAUACGCCUUCGAUCCUUUGACUCUCAGGAAGCGACACCAGAAGCUGUAAACGCAGCGUCCGUAAAGCAGCUAAAGAGGAUCGUCCUCUUGUACCAUCUUAACUACCCAGAGUCCUCGUUCUGCCUCUUCUGGCAUUCGGCGCUACUUUACUUGGCUAACGCCAUGCUCCGCGAGGCGAGCUUCUCUGGGAAUGACGAAGAAGUAGAAUUCUACUUCCGCCUCUGUAUAACGAGCUACCGAACGCUCUACAACGGAUUCCGCUUGGCCAAGGGAAUCGCGCUAAGUCUACUUUCCAUGGCUCUUGACAAAGGCGUCUUGGGCCUUCAGGAGGCGAAGGCGAUCAGGAAAGAUCUUGAGCUGAGAGGUAAGCGCCACGACAUAUCGGACCGAGUGAUGGAAUACUUCGUAGUGGAUUUAGACUUUGCUGUAACGAAUCCUUCCGCUGCUCAGGCAAAGAAGCUCGUUCAAAACCUCGAGAGAACGUUGAUCUCAUGAAACGACGAGCAUAGAGAGGCGCAGAUUAAGGAUUGAUGAGCAUUUUAUUGUUUUGAAUUAAUGACUAGUUAGUGCACAUUCGGUAUGGGGCCUGUAUCGCUUAUAGCCUAAUAAUUGGAAUGACUA
This is a messenger RNA of Colletotrichum godetiae, 2718 nucleotides long. RefSeq lists its product as uncharacterized. The transcript has 6 exons. The record is from RefSeq and is a predicted model, not a curated record. Bases 1 to 2592 code for a protein of 863 amino acids. NCBI's taxonomy places the organism in Eukaryota, Fungi, Ascomycota, Sordariomycetes, Glomerellales, Glomerellaceae.